AUGAAUGAGGAAGAACUGUUGAAACGGUCUGCCGCAGAGCGCGAUAGGAUUUUCAGCUGCUAUGAUCGCGGUAGGGAGGGUGCCGAGAUUGAUCCCUGGGAAGAUCCUGCCUAUGAGGUGUACCACACCACAGACAGAUAUGGAUUUAUACACGAUAAGAGAUUACCACAGAAGCCGGAUUCAUACCAGAUCAAAUUGCACCAUGUGGAGAUGGAGAGACUGAAGAAAUGGGAGAAGAUGACGAAACAGUGGGAUAGUGCCUCGACCAAGGAAAAACUGCGCCGUAGAAUAUACAAAGGAAUCCCCAACAGGUUUCGCGGUCAAGUAUGGACCCUGCUGUUAGGCAUAAAAAAUCUGAAGAAGGAGCAGGCGGGCAAGUACGAGGAGAUGCUGCAGCUGGCCCGCCAAUGGUCUACGGAGAUACGACAGAUCGAUGCCGACGUUGCCAGACAAUACAGAGAUCACAUUAACUAUAGGGAGAGGUAUAGCAUAAAACAAAAGUCCAUGUUUUACGUACUGGCUGCCUACAGUAUGUACAACAUGGAGGUAGGAUAUUGCCAAGGAAUGUCCGUGCUAGCUGGUCUGCUGUUACUUUACAUGGACGAGGAAGACGCGUUCUGGGGCCUUUCUGUGUUGCUUGCGGAUCAAAAAUACAGCAUGCAUGGUUUCUACGUCGAUGGAUUCCCGAAAUUAAAUCGCUUUAUAGAGCACCAUGACAAAAUAAUGAACAAAUUUCUGCCGAAGUUGAAGCGAAAGAUGGACAAGUGCGGCUGCGAUUCCAUACUUUACGCGUUGAAGUGGUUCUUCGUUGUUUUUCAAGAGAGAACCCCCGUCAGUCUCGGUCUUCGUAUUUGGGACGUAUUUCUGUUGGACGGCGAUCGCAUAUUGCCAGCGAUGGCGUACACCGUGAUGAAGCUGCACAAACGUUACCUGUUGCCGAUGGAGAGUCUCGAUGAAUUCUGCAAUUAUCUGCAGAUUAAGCUGGAGAAAGACUUUUGCUUCGACGACGACGCCGUGGUCAGCACGAUGGAGCGCAGCAUGGAGGAGUUAAAGCGUGCCAAAUUAGAUUACCCGGGCCCUCCGUUGCCGCACGAACUACCUCGUUAUCCGUUUGGCACUUUCAAGGAGCCGUCCUUUACCAGCAAGGUUGGAAGACGAAGCGAGGAGUUUAGCGAGGCUCAGCAUGUAAUGCGAGAGUCCGUGGCGCAGCGCAGGGACAUGGCACUGAUCGACGAUGGCAGAGAGAGCACAACACCCGUCGAGCCGACCAGUGGCCUUGGCGGAAGCAAAUUCUCCUUCGAUCCGAGCCUCGAGGAAGGCACGUCUCCCAACGGCUCCCGUCGAUCGUUGGCCGAGACAUCGGUGACAUCGACAGCCGAUCUGUCGGUGUUCAGCUCGGCAACGCGUUCCCAGGCACUGGAUAAUAGUUUGGACACCCAGAGCAAUAUCUCAAACGCCAGUUCGGGCAGCGGCGGUUUGCCAACGCCGCGAGCGACACCGCAUCAGCCCAGUCCGGACGUGGUGCGUAUCUAUGUACCGUACACGUCGCCUACGUCAGCCGCGGCUUCGUAUAAAGACGACCUACCGCGGACUCUACCACGCUCCUUAGAUACCAACAAGAUUCGUAUCCGCGUCGACCCGGAUCAGACGCCCAUCGUUGAGCACUUGAAACCGUUCUCCCUAGAGAGCCCGGAGCUAGAACUAGACUUGAAAUAAAGUGAGUCAAUUGAACAAUAUGCGUGCACAAAAUAUUGUUGGAUGCGGAUUGAGAUACUAUAAAGUUAAAUAAAUGUGAUAUGCGUAAACAGAGUGUCGUAGAAGUCGCAUAUUUCUAAUGAAAAAGAAUAUAAAGAGAUGAAAUAGAGAUAAUUUCAUAGUAAUGUUAUGGUUAAUUGAAUUUCAAGGAUGAUAACGAACCAGUAAUUUAUAAUUUUCGUUCAGAAGACAGCUGAAUUUAUAUUAAAAAUUUUAUUUUAUUUUCAAAGAACAAUCGGCAACUUUUAGCACACUCUGUAUACGUAUAUAAUACACAUAAAUGGACGCUCGUAAGAACAAUGAUAGAUACAACAGCUAAAUUUCGUGUUAAAUUUCCCCUCUCCCUGAACACAGAAAAGAGGUUUCUUUAUAGAAAGCGCGUCAAUUGAAGAAUUAAAAUUUAGAAGUAGAAGAAAAAUAAACAUGAUGUACCAUUUUUAGAAAACGUAAUCUUAAAUACUAAUUACAAUAUAAUCUUUGAUAUACGUUAUUCUUAUAAAUUGCAUUUCAAUUGAAAAGAAAAAUUUUAAAUCGUAAGAAUUAAUUAGAUUUCACUUUUGAAAGAUCUACAAGAAUCACAUAACUAAUUACAUUCCAAUUUGUGACCUAAAAGUCCAAAAAGAUCCAAGAAGAAUCCACUUGUUUCCAUUUAAAAAAUUUUAAACAGAGCAGAAUAUUAACAAAAUGUUUCAAUCCAAGAAGAUUAAAAUAAACGAGACAUUGUCGUUACGUUAUGGCCUAAUUACGUUUGUUCAUUAAUAAACUACACUGCAUUGUUCGUUGUAUAGUAUCACACACUCGUAUUUGUCACGCAGUCUUGCUUGCAGUCGACUUUUUUGAUCCCUGUGAGAGAAGAGAACGCGUCUAAUAAUUAUAGGAUUUGCCGAGCCGAAAUAGCGCUAUUAAUAUUUCGGAUUGCAAUUAAGAGUUAAGAUGCAGAUCAUGUUGUACAUAAGCACACAUGUACCUAGAGACAAAUCCAUUUUCUUAAACAUAACUGUUGUAGAAAAUUGAGUUCUGUUAUCAAAUCCGUCAGAUAGAGAUCCCGACAGUAUAAAUCUCGUUAAACUUUAAUGUAAUCGAAUUUCGUAGCGUAAUACAUGAGAAAAUGGAUUUGUUUCUGGAUAUGACGCGUUUCGCCAUUAGAUAUUCUGCUCAGGAUACGUCGUGUUCCGUCUUGAUUAGAUUAAACCUAAGAAAAAGGUAUUAAUUAGACGCAGCUGAUCAACGACGAUUUAUCUCCCGGGCAAUUUUACUUAAGUUUAAGCUGAGAAACGAAUUUAUUGAUUAUGCCUGUUCCCUCGAAACAGGAAACUACUCUUGCUAAUAUAUUAAGUAUUAUACUGCCUUAGUAACAAUCAACUUGUCACUUUAUCUUAAGUUUGUUCUUUAAGUUAAAUUGUUCUCUCUCUCGUCUCUUCUUUUUAUAUUUCACGUACAGUGUAAGAAAUAUACUUUUGUACAUAUGCAUAAUAUUUAAAAAGCAAAAUGGAAAAAAAGAAAUAAGGUUUUACGUCGAAAAGUGAAAGGAGUUCCUCAGAUAUAGCCGUUGAAAGCCUUCAUUGUGGAAUGUGAAUAUUGAACAGUUCUUUUCUUUCCCUGUGUUAUGAUGGUAUUUGUAUUAUUAUUUAACUGUGUGAAGCGUCGCACUUGGAUGUGUGCUACUUGCUUUCGAUUUCGCUAACAUUCCCGAAACACGCGCAGUAUUCCUCGAUGUAUAUACAUAUGCAGAUAGAGCCUAAAGUUAUCCCCCGUACUCAGCAUCUAUUGUUACACCUAAUAAUAGUAGCAUAAGAAGUGAUGUUGAUUGAAUAGAUAUUAAAUGUUGAUUGUCCGGAUCUUUAUCGUGUUACGCAAGAACGAGAUUAAUAAGAUUAAAAACAAGUGAUUUACAG
Messenger RNA from Ooceraea biroi (clonal raider ant), 3650 nucleotides. It is a transcript of the gene RN-tre, whose product is annotated as USP6 N-terminal like RN-tre. Lineage: Eukaryota; Metazoa; Arthropoda; Insecta; Hymenoptera; Formicidae. The record is from RefSeq and is a predicted model, not a curated record. Gene Ontology annotation, molecular function: GTPase activator activity; small GTPase binding. Gene Ontology annotation, biological process: regulation of GTPase activity.